AUGCUCACGGCAGCAGCAGCAGCAGCAACAGCAGCAGUAGCAGCCGCAGCAACAGCAACACAAGCAACAGCAGCAGCAGCAACACAAGCAACAGCAGCAGCAGCAACAGCAGCAGCAGCAACAGCAGCAGCAGCAACAGCAGCAGCUAACAUGAAGUUGGGGAGCCAGAAGAAGAAGACAACUGGAGGCAGCGCUAUCCCGACCAUGCACCCCGCCAUCACCAUCUGCAGCAAACCAAAGCGCAGCAGCAGCAGCAGCAGCAGCAGGAGCAACACCAGCAGCAGCAGCAACAGCAGCAGCAGCAACAGCAGCAUAAAUAGAAGCAGCAGCAAUUGGCGUGAUGACGGGGAAGCAACAGCAAACGAUAAAUGCAUUUAG
Messenger RNA from Eimeria acervulina, 378 nucleotides. RefSeq lists its product as hypothetical. Lineage: Eukaryota; Apicomplexa; Conoidasida; Eucoccidiorida; Eimeriidae. The record is from RefSeq and is a predicted model, not a curated record. Gene Ontology annotation, molecular function: ice binding. The transcript has a single exon. The coding region runs from base 1 to 378 and encodes 125 amino acids.